AUCUUAGCAAAUAAUUGGAAGUAUAGUUUGCUUUGACAAGAUUUUCCUUUUGGUAUGGUGUAGCAACAGUACGGUAAAGACAGUGAGUUGGGUUUUUCUCUUUGGAGAUUUUUAAAGAUCAAAACUUUUGGGGUGUCAAAAAUUUGAUGGUUUCUUUAGCUUCGUCUCAAACUCUUGAAAUUUGUAAAGAUGUAGCUGGAAUCGCCGGGAAUAUAUUUGCUUUUGGAUUGUUUCUGUCUCCAAUACCUACAUUCAGGAGAGUAAUCAGAAAUCAAUCAACCGAACAGUUCUCGGGGUUGCCAUACUAUAGUAACGUAUAUGGGCUAUUGAACUACUUGAUCUGUGCCUGGUAUGGCACGCCUCUCAUAUCUCCUGACAAUUUGUUGGUUACAACCGUCAAUUCAGUUGGUGCUGUUUUUCAACUUGCCUAUAUUGUACUUUUUGUGAUGUCUAUAGAGAAAGAGAAAAAGUUCAGGAUGCUGGGAUGGAUACUCACAGUCUUUGGCCUAUUCUCAAUUAUUGUAAUUGGAAGCUUGCUUAUAGUUGACCUUCAACUCCGACGCAUCAUCAUGGGCUCCCUGAGUUGUGCUUCCCUCAUAUCAAUGUUUGCUUCCCCACUCUUUAUUAUUAAUCUGGUGAUCAGGACCAGGAGCGUCGAAUUCAUGCCGUUUUACCUAUCCCUCUCUACCUUCCUAAUGAGUGCCUCUUUCUUUUUGUAUGGAACUUUCAGUUUCGAUCCUUUUAUAUAUGUACCAAAUGGCAUAGGAACAGUUUUAGGAGUUGUACAAUUGCUUUUAUUUGCAUAUUACAGAAAUUCUUCAAGAGGAGACUUUACUGAAGGCUUUAUAGUGUCUUAUUAGUGAACUUCUCAGAAAAAAAUUAAAAAGAAAAUAGUGUCUUAUCCGUGAAACAACACCUUUGGGGGAAAGGUGAGAAUAAGCGCGCACUAGGUCGCGUGGAGAAUGAUGAGAAUGCCAAGCUCAAGGUGAUGGCAGUUUCCUAGUCAUUGAACGCCUUAAACUAUACCUGGUUCCUAAAUAGUACAGUAUCUGUUUUCUGCAUAUAUUCUGCAAAGUUGAAAUAGGAGAACUUUGUGGAUCUGCAAUGCAUGUUUUUAUAUUGUUCCUGUUUUCCUUUUUUAAACUCAUUCUUCUGAUAUGGAUGGAAUGAAAACUUAGAAUUACUUCAGAAACAAUGUAAUUGAACGUAGCACAUAUAAUUGUGAUUAAAUUUGCACA
Molecule: messenger RNA, 1238 nt
Organism: Nicotiana attenuata
Lineage: Eukaryota; Viridiplantae; Streptophyta; Magnoliopsida; Solanales; Solanaceae
Product: bidirectional sugar transporter SWEET2-like
Exons: 7
Coding region: 147-860 (237 amino acids)
Biological process (GO): carbohydrate transport
Cellular component (GO): membrane
Molecular function (GO): sugar transmembrane transporter activity
Source: RefSeq, a predicted model, not a curated record